This is a messenger RNA of Mobula hypostoma (lesser devil ray), 5002 nucleotides long. It is a transcript of the gene sh3rf1, whose product is annotated as SH3 domain containing ring finger 1. Gene Ontology annotation, biological process: positive regulation of JNK cascade; protein ubiquitination; positive regulation of proteasomal ubiquitin-dependent protein catabolic process. Gene Ontology annotation, molecular function: ubiquitin protein ligase activity; protein binding. The coding region runs from base 335 to 2974 and encodes 879 amino acids. The transcript is spliced from 12 exons. NCBI's taxonomy places the organism in Eukaryota, Metazoa, Chordata, Chondrichthyes, Myliobatiformes, Myliobatidae. The record is from RefSeq and is a predicted model, not a curated record.
CUGGGCGGCCUGGCAACGGCGGCGGGUUGUGCUGGGCUGCGGGACCGAGUGUGUUGGGUCCGCUGCCCCUGUCAGCGCAGCGGACUCUCCCUCUCCAGCUGGUACCCUGGGCAGAGCGAGAGCGUGGCAGAGGACAAUCCCAAGGCAGGAGGAGUCCAGUAGGAGAGGAGGCAGCGGACUAGUUAAUUGAAGGUUGACUUGAAGGGAAUGGAUGUGACGUGACUAAGCUCGGCUGGAAAUCAGAUUGCUAAUCACUCAGAGGCCUUUGUUGUGAUGAGUUUCUCUCGUCGGAGGCCUGUCCCAAGUUGAAGGCUUGGAAAGACAAAGGGACGGGAUGGAUGAGUCCGUGUUGCUGGACUUGCUGGAGUGCCCUGUGUGCUUGGAGCGGCUGGACGCCACGGCCAAAGUGCUGCCGUGCCAGCACACAUUCUGUCGGCGAUGCCUGCAGGGGAUCCUGAGCUCCAGGAGCGAAUUGCGCUGCCCGGAAUGCCGGACGUUGGUUGACUGUGGGGUCGAUGAGCUCCCCACCAAUAUCCUGCUGGUUCGGUUGCUCGAUGGCAUCAAGCACCGGCCAAGGAGGUCCGGCAAUAGUGGGCCGAAUGGUAAUAACUCUCUCAAUGGUACCACCAGGGUACAAAGUAACGGAAUCGUCUCCUCCGCAAAUUGCAGCAUUGCGUUGCGUGAUCUUCAGAGCACCCAUCGAGUGCAGGCACGUAGCCCCCCAGUCAGGGGUAUACCUCAACUACCAUGUGCCAAAGCAUUAUACAACUAUGAAGGAAAAGAACCCGGCGAUCUCAAGUUCAACAAGGGAGACAUCAUUAUUCUCCGGAGACAAGUGGAUGAGAAUUGGUAUCAUGGGGAAGUCAAUGGCGUCCAUGGAUUUUUUCCCACCAAUUUUGUUCAGAUUAUUAAACCUUUACCUCAGCCUCCACCACAGUGCAAAGCACUUUAUGACUUUGAAGUGAAAGAUAAAGAAGCAGACAAAGACUGCUUGCCGUUCUCGAAGGAUGAUAUCUUAACAGUGAUACGCAGAGUUGAUGAAAACUGGGCUGAAGGAAUGUUGGGAGACAAGAUAGGAAUAUUCCCUAUUUCAUACGUUGAGUUCAAUUCAACAGCCAAACAGCUGAUACAGCUGGACAAACCCUCAGCCUCCCCAUCUGGAGGCGGCGAUUCAGGUGAGGGGAGCAGCAAUGCUUCAGGGUCUACCCAGAGCAACUCUACUCAGAAACCCACAGACGCCACAAAGAAGAACACCAAGAAGCGCCAUUCGUUCACCUCGCUCACCAUGUCCAACAAGGCGUCCCAGUCAUCUCAGAACCGCCACUCUAUGGAGAUCAGCCCUCCUGUCCUGAUAAGCUCCAGUAAUCCAACCGCCGCAGCUCGCAUCAGUGAGUUGGGCGGACUCUCCUGCAGUGCUCCUUCUCAGGUCCACAUUAGCACUACUGGUUUAAUAGUCACACCACCGCCCAGCAGUCCUGUCAAUACAGCACCGCCAUGUGCAUUCCCUCCAGAAGGCACCUACUCAGUUGCUCCCGGGGAGAACCACCCGCCACCUCCACCGCCACCCCCCUCGAAUGCUACAGUUACAACGUGUGCUUCUAGCUCCCCACGACCGUCGCUGGGGCCAGUGGACCAGGUGGCACACCCGAGGCCACAAGUGCGACCAAAUAUGUAUGUUGCUUUGUAUCCAUACACACCCCGGAAGGAAGAUGAGCUUGAGCUGCGGAAGGGUGAGGUAUUCCUCGUGCUUGAGCGCUGCCAAGAUGGGUGGUUCAAGGGAACGUCGAUGCACACGGGCAAAAUUGGUGUUUUUCCUGGGAACUACAUGGCUCCAGUAACAAGAGCACCAUCUGGAGCAGGGCAGUCAAAACUGUCAGCAGUAGUAACAGCACAAGGUGGUCGAGGAACCACCACAGUCAUGCCCUUGCCAGCAUCUCAAUCCAAAAUUCCUGGAAACGGCCUGGAGUUCGGCCGACCCAUCAGCCCGACGCCUCCGCUCCCCACUGCGGUGAUAUCAGCGGCACAUGCGCAGGCCACAAAUCCACAGGCCAAAGUCCUGAUGCACAUGACUGGCCAAAUGACGGUUAACCAGGCCCGCAAUGCAGUGCGAACAGCUGUAGCCCAGGGCCAAGAACGACCAACGGCAGCAGUGACUCCGAUCCAAGCGCACAACCCAGCCUCUCCCAUCCCCACGACUUCAGUCGCUCUCCAACAAGCCGCCUCCCAGCAGCAGGCUCAGCAGGUCCUACAGACGGUCGCCCCUUUCGCGGUGGGCACGGCUCCCACGGCAGCCAGGCUGGGCGUUGCUCUCACCUCCGCCGCGUCCGCCAUAACCCCUCCGAAUGUCAGUGCCACAGCACUAGAGGGAGAGCCGUUGGGCGUUGCGACGUGUGCCAUCCCAGCCGUUCCCACCACUGCUCCCCCAACGGUCUCAGCUGCUGGUAAAUUUGAGAAGGAGAGCAGAGAAAAGAAGGAAAAGAAAAGUUUUCUGAAACUCCUAUCUGGCGCAUCUACGAAGCGGAAGUCUCGCCCUUCGCCUCCGUCCUCACCUACAUUAGAAUCUGAACAGGCUGCUUCAGAGACAGUGCUACAGGGGGCUGUGGGGCCUGAGGUCUCUGCAGGCGUAAACCACAACAGAGCUGGGUCCUGCCCUGUAGACACAGAAACUAUAGGAGCCAUGUUUGAAACACUCCAUCGGAAGACUGCUUCCUUGGACUCUGGUGUCCCCAUCGCCCCUCCUCCAAGGCAACCUUGUUCAUCCAUGGGUUCAGUUCAGUUGGAAUCCAAAUCCAUACCAUGCGAAAGGUACAGAGUUGUUGUAUCCUACCCUCCGCAGAGUGAGGCUGAGCUGGAACUAAAAGACGGCGACAUUGUGUUUGUACACAAGAAGCGUGAGGACGGUUGGUUCAAAGGCACCCUGCAGCGGAACGGCAAAACGGGGCUCUUCCCCGGCAGCUUUGUGGAGAGCAUCUGAGGCGAUCCACAGAGCACACGCAUGCCACCUGCACCCAAGCAGUUCAUGAAGCACACGCGGCAGUCUAAUCGGCAGUGUAUCCCACCGUGGCAGCAGUAGUGCUUUAUAACAGCAGAAGGCAUCAGCUCUUUGGACAUUUUACUUUCGAGUUCCUGGACGUACAAGAUGUGCAUGUCAGGGAGCCACUCACUGUAGGGCCGUUCGUGAGAUUCAGUCCGUGCCUUUCACCAUUACUUGCUGUUUCUUUAGUGAAUCUAGGCAGAUUAAUAGUUUGGCACGGACUAGAGAAGAGGACGGGCCUGUUUUGUGCUGCAGCAUUCUAUGACACUAUGAAUCAAGACAGACUCUGGCAACCAUCAUGAAAUCAACUGUUUACAAAGAAGCUGUAAUUAAGGACAAAACUUUGUAACUUAUUGGAUUAGAUUUUUUAUAUAGUCUUUGAUCAUUAUGUAAAGUGAAAGUUCUAUAAUGUCAAGUGUUGAAAGUUGUGAUAAUUUAUAAGUGUUAUUGUCCGAGAGGGGGAGCUGGAUUUUCUCCUCGUGACUCAGUUUGACGUAGUACCUCUUCUACACAAAACACCCUUUAUCUCCAUUGCUGAUCGCUGGCUUAGUAAGUUUAGAAGGAGCCUCACUGAGGGCUUGUGCAACGUUGUGCGGUGGAUUCAUGUUUAGCGGUGACGUAGGUGGGAGCUAAUGUCAGCCUGUAGUGUAAGUGGUAGCAGAUUGUGAAUCGUUGUACGGGUGGCUCCAUGGUGUUAGGAAAAUCACAAGUGGGAAACAGAGAUGAUGGUGUAAAACUUAAGGUGAAUGAGGGGAUCUUCUCCACUCUGUAAAAUUCUUAAAUCCCCAGCCAUUGUCAAAGCAUGGUUCAGUGUGACCAGAGCCACAGUGGUUUGCACAAGAUAAGUAGAUGGUAUGGAGUGCCACCUUGGCCAAAACACUGCAGAAGUGUUGGGCAUUCUGGUUUAACUCAUACAUUGGACUUAGACACAGCAAAUCAGUAACCCUCAUUCCUUCCCUUGACAAUGUGCAUGAUGCUCAUAUUCAAAAUGGCUACAUUUACUGUUUCUUAACUUGUCCAGGGUUCAGGCCAAAAAUUGGGAAUAUUAAUCCCCGUUUGGUUGACCUUUUUCUCUGAUUAGGAUAUCUGUGUAAUCUUGGGGCUAACCCCCUCCUCCAAGUCGAUCUAGUUUUAGAUACAAGUUGCACCUGUCACCAUUUCCUUCACGGAUCUUAAACCUGCAGCAUGGCACUCGGGAGAGCGGUAAGACAUCUAGUAUCAUGGUAGUACUCUAUCCAGUGAGUUGACAAUUUUGAGUCAAGCGCCUUUUGUACAGCCUCCACCACGGGUGGACACACAGCAUCCUGAGAAAUUAUGGCAUUAGAGGCAAUCAUUCCUUGUGCAUGCACAGGAAAAAAACUGCAUUUGAAUGAAAUUAAAGGAGUAAUCAUUGCAUAUCUAAAUAGACUAUUUAAAUGUCUGAAAUCAUCAGUGCUGGAGGACUGGUCAUCAGUGUUUCCUGCAGCAGAUUUCAAGUGCUGUCUUGACGAAUCUGGCAUUGGAUAUAAUAUUCUUCCAAAACAAAAUUACAGGGGAGCACUCAGAAUAGAAGGGCGUCUCCUUAGAAUAGAGAUGAGGAGGAAUUUCUUUAGCCAGAGGGUGAUAAAUCUGUGGAAUUCAUUGCCACAGACAGAUGUGGAAGGCAAGUCAUAAAGCGGAGGUUGAUAGGUUCUUGAUUAGUAAGGGCGUCAAAGGUUACGGGGAGAAGGCAGAAGAACGGGGUUGAGAGAUAAUCUGGAAUGGCAGAGCAGACUCAAUGGACUGAAUUCUGCUCCUUUGCCUUAUGGUUUUAAUGCAUCAAAACCCAGAAUGUAGGAUUUUUCAAAACUAAAAACAUGAGCUAAUGGCUUUGUCUUGACAUGUCUAUCUCAUAAAUAAAGCACAGCCACUUAGUAUCUACUGUUGAUGCACUUUCCAUUCACUCAGUCUGUUUGUCCUCUGAUAAUGGUGUCUCUCUGCGUCUGAUGU